This is a messenger RNA of Umbelopsis ramanniana AG, 412 nucleotides long. RefSeq lists its product as uncharacterized. The transcript has a single exon. The record is from RefSeq and is a predicted model, not a curated record. Bases 150 to 314 code for a protein of 54 amino acids. NCBI's taxonomy places the organism in Eukaryota, Fungi, Mucoromycota, Umbelopsidomycetes, Umbelopsidales, Umbelopsidaceae.
UUUUUUCCCAUCCUAUCACUUCUUUCCCUUUUGCAUCGUAACGUCAAGUUCAGUUAGAUUUUAUUUCCCUUUGUCUCUCUCGUCUUUUUUUUCCUUUUUAUUUUAUAUACUGUACAGUGAAUUUUUUUUUUCAUAUGUAAAAAACACCCAUGUGUCGGAUGAAUAUCAUCAUCAUGUCAUCACUAUGUCCGCUCCAUGACUGGAAUUUUUUUUUCUUGGGUGCGAGUAUUAUUUUUGUGGGCCAAGUUCUGUUUUGGGACAAAGCAUCGUUUCUAUCUUCUUUUCCUCUCUCACUGUCAUGUCUAAUAUGUUGAGCCUUGUCGGUCGUCGUAGUUUGUUGUCUACUCGUCCUACUGCACGCUUUUACUCCACCGUCGACUCAGAACCCCCGCGGAGAUCUAACAAAUGGUUG